AGUAUACUCUUCCUGGAGAUCGAAGAUUGCAUCAUUGAAUAUAUAUAUACAUAUAUAUGUGUACACACACACACACACACACACACACAGCCACAUGUGAUUAUUUUUAUCUGUGUUGUGACUGGAGCACUAACCAAUAAUCAGGCUGCUGCAUUCUUAAGCAACUGAAGCUUCUGAAUGGUUCUCACAUAGAGAGGAUUCCAGAACUGAUACUGGCAUCUAUCACAGAAGUGAGGUCUUCCUGCUCCAGGUAGGUAUGCAGCUGUUGCCCCAAAGAAGCUGGGCAAAAGUUCACCUAGCCAUGUUCUCCACUUACUCAUGAAGCAGUAGCCUUGAGUUCAGAAGGAUCCAUUCAUCCCUUCCUUUCAAGAGUGUCAUAUCAUUGAACAACAACAUUGAAACUGGCAGAAAACCUCAACUACAACUCCAUUUUGUAGUAUUCCAUCAUGCCCUGUUUUCUUCCAACCAGAUUGUCAAAUGUCAAGAGAUUAAUAGUCAGGGAUAAUGAUGCACAGUGGUCUUAAAUACCACCUAAAUUCUAAGUCUAAAGAGCUGGAGAAAAGUCCUACUUCUUCUCAAGUCCUAAAACUAAUGCAGAAGAGUGGCCAAUGCUGUCUCGAGUCAGUUCUUCUCAGACUGAGAAAAAUUCACAUAAUCUGCUUCAUCUAGGCUGUUCUAGUAUUAUCCUACAAUAAUGGUCUGAGUAAUCUUUCCUAACAAGAGAAGUUAGAGAACAGGAAAUAAUUGUGAAGAAUGGGGGUAUCAAAAAAAUCUCUAGUCUCCUUCAGGACUGCAAGUACCAUGUUCAUGUCCCUCCCAAACUGAGACAGUGAUUACCUCUCCAAACCAGAUUUUUAUCUCCCACCCAUCCAUGCAUUCUGCAGUCAUUUGUGCCUAACAUAGAGGCAAGGAGGUUCAUAAAAUCAAGCUCUCAAUUCACCAAGGACAUACCAGAGAGCAACCUAUCACUUCACUGAGGUUCAUGGUCUAAUAUGAAUCCCAGGAAAAAUGGUAAGACAGUGCACAGCUACCACUUUGGAUUCUACUUAUGAGCAGUCAACAUAAUUUAAAUUUGAAUGACUCUGUUGGAAAAGUGCUGUGCAAAACUAGUCAGAUAGGAAGUUCCCAUUUGCUAGCAUCCUAGAUGGGAGUUGGCCAUUAUGCAAAAGGAUAUCACAUGACAGCCUAGGAUGCAAUAAAGCAAUGACACGUUUUCACUUAUCACCACAGUUUAGGCUCAUGCUUGAACUCAGUCUGUGUUCUGUCAGGCUCACUUGCUGUUGACGGAUAUUCCCAGAGAUUAAUGCAGUAUUCAACUGUCACCUAUAAUCAGAGCCCAACUCCCAGGAUUACUUGGAGAGACAUUGAUCAUGUUGGCAGGAUUUUCUAACAUGUUGCCUUGUUUAAGAGUGACACAUUGUAUCUUUUAUGUUGUUUUUUAUUCGUUACAUUGAUGUUUUCCAUCUUUAAGCAUUAAGAUGUUAUUUAUUUAUUUCUUUACUUAUUGCUAAAAUUUUACCUUUUCAGGUUAUGAGAUCAUUGGAGAAUAUACCUGAAGGAUCAGGGAUGAUUGUUUAUUACCAUGGAGCUACUAUUUUAGACUAUGCCUUAUUUAUAGCUCAUUUUUAUACAAAAACUGGGAGAUUAGUCCGCUCUGUGAUUCAUUAUGGCCUGUAUUUAGUACCAGGAAGAAAUUAUUUGUUUUUGAAUGGAUUUCUUUUUAUAUAGUCUGAUUUCAAACAUGACUGUGGAAAAUAUAUACUGUACCUUAAGAAAUGAAUUUACAAUCUGGUCAACAUACAUUUUAGAAGGAUGUGCAAGCUUUAUGGUAUAUCCCUUAACUUUGUUAAUGAUUGUGAUAAUAUUAUAUUAUCCCUUUGUUCAUGUAUUUUUUAACAUCUAUGUCAGUAAUGCAAUACUUUUUGUAUGGAAAAAAAUUGGCAAUCUGCCAGAAGAUAUAAGUAGCCAAAAAUGGGACAAGCCAAAGCAAUUUAUGGCACUGGCAGCUGACUGGCAUGGAAAAAUAUUGCACAGUUAUGAGGUUUCUGGACUAGAAAAUCUACCAAAAGGACCAGCGAUCCUUGUUUAUUACCAUGGAGCUGUACCAAUUGACUAUUAUUAUUUUAUUCAAAGGAUUUAUAGACUCACUGGGAGAUUAUUCUAUUCUGUGAUAGAUCAUAUUAUUUUUCAUAUACCAGGAAUACAUCUAUUCCUCGCUGUCCAUCACACUAAUCAUUCUACAAGAGAAAAGUGUUUAAACAUUUUGAAACAAGGGCAUGUACUGGGAAUUGCACCAGGAGGAGUACGAGAGCAAAAUUAUGGAAAUAACUACUAUAAACUAAUAUGGGGAAAACGGAAAGGAUUUGCUCAUAUGGCUAUAGAUGCAAAAGUGCCAAUCAUCCCUGUAUUUACACAAAACAUUAGAGAAGGAUAUAUAACAUAUGGAAAUAUAAGACCAAUGAGAUGGUUAUAUGAGCGAACCCGAUGGUUUAUCUUUCCAUUAUAUGGAAUGUUUCCAGUUAAACUUAUAAGCCAUAUUGGAAAACCAAUUCCAUAUGAUCCAGAUAUAACUCCUGAAAAAUUAGCUGAAAAAACUCAAAGGGCAAUGGAGGCUUUACGGGACAAACACCAGAAAAUCCCAGGAAGCAUAUUGCAGGCUCUUAGGCAACGCUUUGAGACACAUAACAAAGAUAAAUAGUGAUAAAUAGUGACAACCAUAAUCUCUCUAUAUAAUAUAUAUGUAUAUAUAGAUGAUAUAUGUGCUUGUGUAAUGCAAGUGUUUCCCAAGGCACUUUUCUUAAAAAACAAUGAAGAGGCAAGAUUAAGAAGGAGCAAGAAUAUAUGUUUAUUUCAACAUAUUUAAAUCUCCAACAUCAGAUUAAAUUUCAUUUAAAUAUACCAAAGCGUUACAUCAUGGUAUUUUCAUAUCCUUACCAAUUAUGUUUGAGAAAUCCGGAUGAUCUGGCAAAUGACCAAAGGAACCAACUGUUAUUCCUAUCUUCAAAAAAAUGGAAAACGAAAAUACAACAAGACAUAAACUAGUCACUCUGACUUUGAUACUCUGGACAGUUUUAGAACAUAUACUGUGAACAUAAAGAGAUUUAUAAUUAAACAUAAUUGUCAGAAACUUGACUUGCCUUAUCUAAUAAUUUUUCAGAUAACCUCCUUACUAGACUGUAGCAAUUUUGUAAAGAUAAUAUAGCUUGAUUUUUUUUUUCAAAGCAGGUGACAGAAUUGUUCAUUCUGACUAGCAGGUUAUCACAGUAAUAUAUAGGCUGCAUGGAGAUUAAUUGACUGCAAUGAGUUUGAGUUUACCUAACUGAGAUGUGAUGCUAGGAGAAAACAUUGUUUCAUAUUGUUUCAUAAUGUGCAAAUUAUGUCAUAUAAAAUAUUUUACAUGAGAAAUGCUUUCAUUUUGUUUAGUAUAUUCUGUGUAAUGGUUAUGUAAUACAUGACAUGUGUUCUAAUACAUAUUUAUCCUCC
Molecule: messenger RNA, 3483 nt
Organism: Crotalus tigris (Tiger rattlesnake)
Lineage: Eukaryota; Metazoa; Chordata; Lepidosauria; Squamata; Viperidae
Product: transmembrane protein 68-like
Exons: 7
Coding region: 1709-2698 (329 amino acids)
Cellular component (GO): membrane
Molecular function (GO): acyltransferase activity
Source: RefSeq, a predicted model, not a curated record